GUUACGUAUUUGUUUUCCAUGCCACAAGAUAUAUGUAAUCGCUGGUAUAGGGUCUCCUAUUCGUUCGAAAAUGGCGUUCGGAGACUACCCAGCUGAAUAUAAUCCGAAAGUGCAUGGCACAUAUGAUCCUGCCCGUUAUUACGGGAAACCUGACACACCACUAGCUGAUGUGAAGGUUGGUGAACUGGGAAGCUGGCUUGCACGCCGCAAUAAGUCGCCACAAGCUAUGGCUGGUGCUAUCAGCCGUGCUUGGUGGAGAUGGCAACACAAAUAUGUGCAGCCGAAGCGACCAGGGAUUGCUCCGUUCUUUCAAAUAACAGCUGGUGCUAUGCUCUUCUUUUAUUGCAUCAAUUAUGGAAAACUGAAGAGGCACCGUAACUACAAGUAUCACUGGUAAACAUUAAAACAGCACCAAGCAUAUUUUGUGGAUAAUCUAGCAAACACAAUGUAUUAGUGUUGAAAACUUUAUUCCUGUACAGUGAAUAAAGUGAAAUUAAUGAA
Molecule: messenger RNA, 501 nt
Organism: Schistocerca nitens (vagrant locust)
Lineage: Eukaryota; Metazoa; Arthropoda; Insecta; Orthoptera; Acrididae
Gene: ATPsynF
Product: putative ATP synthase subunit f, mitochondrial
Exons: 4
Coding region: 71-397 (108 amino acids)
Biological process (GO): proton motive force-driven mitochondrial ATP synthesis
Molecular function (GO): proton-transporting ATP synthase activity, rotational mechanism
Source: RefSeq, a predicted model, not a curated record